Molecule: messenger RNA, 576 nt
Organism: Mollisia scopiformis
Lineage: Eukaryota; Fungi; Ascomycota; Leotiomycetes; Helotiales; Mollisiaceae
Exons: 4
Coding region: 1-576 (191 amino acids)
Cellular component (GO): CHRAC; nucleus
Molecular function (GO): protein heterodimerization activity
Source: RefSeq, a predicted model, not a curated record
AUGCCUUACAACACUACCGCCAUUCCUCGCCGGAGCGAAAAGGAACCCACAGGAACCACACAACUUCCUUUAUCAAGAGUCAAGAAGAUGAUGCAAGUCGACCAAGACAUCAACGCGUCUUCAUCAGCCGCGUCCUUCGUUAUCACCCUUGCGACGGAGAUGUUCGUCCAGUACCUAGCAGAACAAGCCCACAACGUCGUCAGAUCCGAGCGAAAACCCCGCCGCAACAUCCAAUACCGAGAUCUCGCACAUGCCGUAGCACGCAACGACAAUCUCGAGUUCCUCUCAGAUGUAGUCCCACAAACCGUGCCGUACAAAGCCGUCAAAGAAAAGCAGGUCGCUAAAGGAGCAGCCCUCAACGGCGAGAGCUCCAUCGAAGCCGGUCAAACGACUCUCGAUGGCAAGAAGCCGACAUUGAAUGGGACGAAUGGCAUCUCUGGUUCUGUAGGGGAUGAUGACGAUGAUCCAAAUGCGCAGUUGGAGAUGGAGAGUCGGGGUGCGGGUAACAGGACGAGUGCUGGGUCUGCGGGGGCUUUUAGUGGAAAGGAAACGUCGCAGGAUGUGGAGAUGGAUUGA